Molecule: messenger RNA, 2883 nt
Organism: Fukomys damarensis (Damara mole-rat)
Lineage: Eukaryota; Metazoa; Chordata; Mammalia; Rodentia; Bathyergidae
Gene: Fancg
Product: FA complementation group G
Exons: 14
Coding region: 517-2598 (693 amino acids)
Biological process (GO): interstrand cross-link repair
Cellular component (GO): Fanconi anaemia nuclear complex
Molecular function (GO): protein binding
Source: RefSeq, a predicted model, not a curated record
UUCAAGGCCAGCCUGAACUGUGUAGGGAGACCUUAUCAACAAAAAAAAAGAACAAAACCCCAAACGACACAAAAACACUCCUUUGCCAAAACCAGCGUUAUGAAGGUGUUCUCUCAUUUUCUUUUAGAAGUUUUAUAUUUUUGGCUUUUAUAGUUCCAUUUUUAACCCAUUUUCGGUUGAUGGGGGGUAGGGUAAUUUAAAAAAACUUUCCCCUACGGUUAUGCAAUCACCCUACCUACCUCCACUUCUUUAAAGAGAAGGUGGGAUUUUGGAGGGCCCUGGUCAUCUGUCAGCGCCUGUCCGAGACGCUGUGUGCGCGCCAGGAAUUAGCCGGCCGCACUACGACCCCCAGCAUGCACCGCGCGUGGCGGCGCUCUGGAGGGAAACAGCGCGGCCCGGGAGCGUGGCUGUGAGGAAGGGCAGAGCCACGCACACAGGUGCUUCCAAGAGUGGUUCUCGGCCGCCUUCCCUAAAGCUGGGCCCCGAGAAGGCCCAGCUAGCGAAACGGCCAGCCGCAUGAUUCCGACACUAAGACACGCCACCCUCCCUCUGGCCAGUUUGGGUUUCCCCAUUUUCCCGCCGGAACUGACUGGAAGUGGACCAACCGCAGUUGAGUUUGGCGGGCCCGGCCAACCAGAAACGAGCGGUGCAAGAUUAAUUUUGGAAAGAUUGGGCCCGCCACGUUGGGGCCCCGAGGGGAGUAGGGUGUCCGCAUCGGCCACCAUGUCCCGCCGGACCCAUCUGGGCACCUUCACUCCACGCACCAGCUGCCUGGACCUGUGGAAGGAAAAGAACGAUCGACUUGUUCGACAGGCCAAGGGACUGGUGGCUCAGGAGUGUGGUCUAAGACGACAGCAGUUGACUCAGGACAUACUAGAGGGACUCAGCGGGCUCCUCCACAGUCUGAAAGGGCUCCCAGCAGCUAUUCCUCUUCUUCCUUUGGAGUUGACUGUUACCUGUAACUUCAUUAUCCUGAGGGCAAGCCUGACCCAGGGUUUCACGGAAGACCAGGCCCAGGAUAUCCAACAGGCCUUAGAGAGAGUGCUGGAGACCCAGGAGCAGCUGGUGCCCAGGUUGGAACAGAAUCUCAGCAAGCUAUGGGACUCUGUCCUCCAUGCUUCCUCCCUUCUGCCGGAGUUGCUACCUGCCCUGCACCUCUUGGCUGGCCUGCAGGCAGCCCUUUGGCUGAGCACAGACCAUCUUGGGGACCUAGCCUUGUUUUUACAGGUGCUGAAUGGGAACCAGAACAGGGCUUCUGAGGAUCUGUUGCUGCUUCUAAAAACUUGGAAUCCUCCAGCUGAGGAAUCAGAUGCCCCAUUAAUCCUGCAGAAUGCCCGGUGUUUGAGAGAUGUACUUUUGACAGCAUCUGCAUUCCGUCAAGGCCUCCAGGAGCUGAUCACAGGGAGCUUACCCAAAGCACUGAGCAGCCUGCAUGAAGCAGCCUCAGGUCUCUGUUCACGGUCUGUGCUGGUCCAGGUGUAUACAGCACUGGGGAACUGUCUCCGUAAGAUGGGAAAUCCACAGAGAGCGCUGCUCUACUUGAUUGCAGCCCUAAAAGAGGGGUCAGCCUUGGGUCUUCCCCUUCUGGAGGCUUCUAGAUUAUAUCGGCAACUGGGCAACACAACAGCAGAGCUGGAGAGUCUGGAGCUGCUGAUUAAGGCCUUGAGUGUCAUUCAUAGCUCUGAAGCUCCCCAGAUUCUCAUUGAGGUAGAAUUGCUACUCCCAAGAACUGACCCAUCCUCUCCUCUUUACUGUGGCACACAGAGCCAGGUCAAGCACCUGUUAGCAAGCCGAUGCCUACAGAUUGGAAGGGCAGAAGAUGCUGCAGAACAUUACUUGGACCUUUUGGCCCUGUUGUUGGAUAGCUCAGAGCCCAGGUUUUCCCUACCCCUGUGUCCCCCAGGACCCUGUAUGCCAGAGGUUUUCUUGGAGGCAGCAGUAGCACUGAUUAAGGCUGGCCGAGCCCAGGAUGCUUUGACUGUAUGUGAGGAGCUGCUCAGCCGCACAUCAUCUCUGCUUCCUAAGAUGUCCUCGUUGUGGGAAGAUGUCAGAAAAGGAACCAAGGAACUGCCACACUGCCCACUCUGGAUCUCUGCUGCCCACCUGCUUCAGGGCCAGGCCUGGGUCCAACUGAGGGCCCAAAAAGAGGCUGUCAGUGAAUUUACCCGUUGUCUCGAACUGCUCUUCAGGACCAUGCCUGAGGACAAAGACCAAGGAGGAGCUUCCAGCUGUGAGCAGGGGUGUAGGUCAGAUGUGGCACUGCAAUAUCUUCGGGCAGCCGCUUUGAUCAGUCGUGGACUAGAAUGGGUAGCCAGUGGCCAGGAUACCAGAGCCCUACAGGACUUCCUUCUCAGUGUGCAGGUGUGCCCAGGACACAGAGAUGCUUCAUUUCACCUGCUUCAGACUCUGAGGAAGCUGAAUCGGAGGGAUGAGGCCAGUGCUGUCUGGUGGAGGCUGAAGGCUGAAGCUCAGCUGCCACAGGAAGAGGCUACCUGGUCUCUCCCCCUGUACCUGGAAACAUAUUUGAGCUGGAUUCAACCAUCUGACUUUGAAACCCUCCUUGAAGAGUGUCAGACUUUGCUAAGAGAACCUUGUUGACCUGUAGCUGCCACAUUUCCAAGAUCUUGAUGGUACCUGAAUGUACCACAUCCGUGGAAGAGCUUUUUCUGUCUUACCCUGGAGAAUGUGGCUGGAGCUGACCAUUCCUAUAUAACUCCUGUACUGGUGAGGUUGGAAAUAGUCCUAUGAAAUUUGGCCCAUUUGCUGCCAUUCUUGUUCCAGAGGAAACAUUACCUACCACCAAGGAGUCAUUGCCUUUGGUCAUGGCACCUUUUUUCCUGUGGGUUUUUUUUUUUUUUUUUUUUUGAGACAGGGUCUCACUGU